GGCAUCACUUUACCAAGUAAAGUAAGCUGGGGCUGAAAUUUACAAAAUCAAUCUGAGAAUCACAGAGCAAAGAGAGAAACGGGUGGUAAAGAAUGGGGGUGUUGUCGCCUUAUCUCUCUUCGUGUUCUUCAGUGUUCUCUCAGCUCUCUCUCACCUCCAAGAAUUCACACUCCAAUUUGAACUCAAAGUCGGUUGGAUGGCGUGUGAGAUCGAGUUUGGAGGAUGAGAAUUCCGGUACCGGAGCCUCGGAUAGUUCAUCAAACACAAGCAGCUUAAGGGAAGAUCAAGUUAUAACCUCUCGGCGACUAUGCCUUACAUGUUUAUGUUCAACUAUAGCUUUAAUAAGCCCUUCUGGGAAAUCUUCAUCUAGACAAGAGGCUAUUGCUGCAGAAGGAUACGAGAGGACAGGUUGCCGCAAUUGUGGCGGCAGUGGUGCUAUAAUAUGUGAUAUGUGUGGUGGUACAGGAAAAUGGAAGGCUUUAAAUAGAAAGCGUGCUAAAGAUGUAUAUGAGUUUACCGAGUGUCCUAAUUGUUAUGGCCGAGGAAAACUUGUUUGCCCUGUAUGUUUGGGUACUGGCUUGCCAAAUAAUAAAGGACUUUUGAGAAGGCCUGAAGCAAAGCAGUUGCUGGAUAAGAUGUAUAAUGGUCGGCUAUUGCCAGGUUCUUAAAUUCUCAUAUGCAACCCGUAUACAGCAGAGGAACACCGCAAAACCUGAAAUCUCAGUUGUAGUAGUUUAUAAAUAUUAUACCAUGGUAUGAUUAUCUUCAUUGUAUGAUCUUCAUAGUAUGAUUAUCUUCUUCAUACUUGUGUUAAUUGUUGGCGGCAAAGCAACUUGAGUUUAGAGAAAGAGGAGACCCUGAUUAGCAUUCACACCAGAUUUGUAUGUGAAAUGUGAAAUAUGAGCUCUUUCAGCUGUAAGUGUGAAAUAAGAUUGGCCUAUAAGUGUGUAGCAUACUUUUCCCCUGUAUUUAUAAUUUUGUAACUGGAUAACUUGAGGUUGGUUUCAAUGUUACAAGUCUCUCAUGAUAUUAUUCAAA
This is a messenger RNA of Spinacia oleracea (spinach), 1038 nucleotides long. Its product is annotated as protein PHOTOSYSTEM I ASSEMBLY 2, chloroplastic. Gene Ontology annotation, biological process: photosystem I assembly. The coding region runs from base 93 to 668 and encodes 191 amino acids. Lineage: Eukaryota; Viridiplantae; Streptophyta; Magnoliopsida; Caryophyllales; Amaranthaceae. Gene Ontology annotation, molecular function: protein-disulfide reductase [NAD(P)H] activity. Gene Ontology annotation, cellular component: chloroplast. The record is from RefSeq and is a predicted model, not a curated record. The transcript has 6 exons.